AUGAGCGCCGUGGGAUCGGAAGGAACUGCACGCCAAGCGAAAAUUCGUACCUUGGUCCAUGGACCACUGCUCGACCCAAGAAAGGAACAAGCUCGUCCGCGUGGUUUCAAGAUCGUCGACCUUGCUGUCCUUGCCAUUAUUGGCAUUGAUCUGGUCAGUCAACUAUUGUGCGUCCGAAGAUGA
This is a messenger RNA of Capsaspora owczarzaki ATCC 30864, 183 nucleotides long. RefSeq lists its product as hypothetical. Lineage: Eukaryota; Filasterea; Ministeriida; Capsasporidae. The transcript has 3 exons. The record is from RefSeq and is a predicted model, not a curated record. Bases 1 to 183 code for a protein of 60 amino acids.